AUUGGAUAUAAGUUUGGAAGCAUUUAUUUGGCCAAGAAUGGCUUAGCAUCUCUGCAAAACCAACACAAAGCUAUAUUCUCUUAAAAAUCAGUUCAACAAAAGAAGAACCUGAACACAGUUGGCCCACCACCACCACUACCACAAUCUCCUCCUCCACCACCACCACCUAGUCACCGGAAACCAAUUCAUGCCCUAGAUUAAGAACCAGAAUCCUUUUGAGACAAGAUCUAUAUAUACACUCUACACAUUUACUUAUACACUUUAUCUAGAUAUAGAUGUGUGUGUGUAUAAAGGUUCUUUUUCAUUACUUGUUGGUUUAGUGAUAAAAAGGAGGAGAGUUUUCAGUUGGGUUUUGGUUUCUUGGUGAGAGAAGAGAGAAAAAGAGAGGAUGGGAAGAGGGAAAGUUGAGCUGAAGAGGAUAGAGAACAAGAUCAAUAGACAAGUUACUUUUGCAAAGAGAAGAAAUGGUUUGCUCAAGAAGGCUUAUGAGCUUUCUGUCCUUUGUGAUGCUGAGAUUGCUCUUCUCAUUUUCUCUAACCGUGGCAAGCUCUACGAAUUCUGCAGCAGCCCUAGUGGUAUGGCGAGGACGGUUGAUAAGUAUAGAAAACAUAGUUAUGCAACAAUGGAUCCAAAUCAAUCAGCUAAAGACUUGCAGGAUAAGUAUCAAGACUACUUGAAGCUUAAAUCAAGAGUUGAGAUCCUUCAACAUUCACAAAGGCAUUUGCUAGGUGAAGAGCUAUCCGAGAUGGAUGUGAAUGAGCUUGAGCAUCUCGAACGCCAAGUAGAUGCAUCACUAAGACAAAUAAGAUCUACCAAGGCUCGGUCUAUGCUUGAUCAACUAUCUGACCUCAAAACUAAGGAGGAAAUGUUAUUGGAAACCAAUAGAGAUCUUAGGAGAAAGGUAGCUAUCGGAAUCUUUUACCGCAAGAAACUGAAACCAUUUGUCAUUUGAAAUCUUCCUAUUCUUUCUUUCUCAGUUGGAGGACAGUGAUGCAGCACUUACUCAAUCGUUUUGGGGAAGUUCUGCUGCAGAACAACAACAACAACAUCAACAACAGCAACAAGGCAUGAGCUCUUAUCAAUCAAACCCUCCAAUUCAGGAAGCAGGUUUCUUCAAGCCUCUACAAGGCAAUGUAGCAUUGCAAAUGAGCAGUCAUUACAAUCACAAUCCUGCAAAUGCAACCAACUCUGCAACAACAUCACAGAAUGUUAAUGGAUUCUUCCCUGGAUGGAUGGUCUGAAAACAAUACAUAUCUAUAUAUGUACACAUAUGUGUGUUUUAUAGAUCAAAGAUCAUUGCUUGUGUCAUUUGAUUUUUGCCAGAGAAACAUAGUUCAUUAUUACAAAACUUUGUUAUAUAAUCAAGGCUCUAAUGUCAAACACCAGAUUAUUACUUUUUUGUUCUUUGUUUUUUGGCUCUCUUGAAAUAUAAAAUAUUGUUUUGGGAGCUU
Arabidopsis thaliana (thale cress) is the source of this 1451-nucleotide messenger RNA. RefSeq names its product K-box region and MADS-box transcription factor family protein (gene SEP4). Gene Ontology annotation, biological process: regulation of DNA-templated transcription; positive regulation of transcription by RNA polymerase II; carpel development. Gene Ontology annotation, cellular component: nucleus. The transcript is spliced from 7 exons. Lineage: Eukaryota; Viridiplantae; Streptophyta; Magnoliopsida; Brassicales; Brassicaceae. The record is from RefSeq and is marked reviewed. Bases 389 to 952 code for a protein of 187 amino acids. Gene Ontology annotation, molecular function: DNA binding; RNA polymerase II transcription regulatory region sequence-specific DNA binding; protein dimerization activity.